Messenger RNA from Salpingoeca rosetta, 2034 nucleotides. RefSeq lists its product as uncharacterized. Lineage: Eukaryota; Choanoflagellata; Craspedida; Salpingoecidae. Gene Ontology annotation, biological process: SCF-dependent proteasomal ubiquitin-dependent protein catabolic process. The record is from RefSeq and is a predicted model, not a curated record. The transcript is spliced from 12 exons. The coding region runs from base 61 to 1560 and encodes 499 amino acids. Gene Ontology annotation, molecular function: protein binding. Gene Ontology annotation, cellular component: SCF ubiquitin ligase complex.
CCCCAAUGAAAACAAACAACAAAAACCAACAGAGAAGAAGUGUUACAGCCAGCCAACAUCAUGAGCGACCGUGAUGAUGAUGGUGGUGAUGGUGGUGAUCGGGAGGGGGCUGGUGUGCUGGAGAGCGUGCCGUUUGACGAUGCCACGAUCCAGGAGUCCAGGGACGUGGAGCUGGACCUCUUCAGACGGCAGUGGCAGCAGGAACUGAACCAGCAGCGCCACCCGGCAGACAGCAGCACGACACAACAACAAGAGCAACACCGUCAACACCCAUCAGUGUCAGCUGCACGCCACGAGAAGGUUGUGACGCCGCGGAGGGCUGGCGGUGGUGAUGACGACGAAGCCGACGAAGACGGCGAUGCUCUGGACGCUACGACUGGCGGUGGUGAGGUGCUGGGACUGCCGACCUCGGCGUCGAAGGAGGCAGCAGCACAGGCACAAGACGACGUGGAGAAGGAGGCCCUCUCACUUUACUUCAAAGGCGCUGAGCUUGAGGAAGCCAACUGCCAGACAGAAGCUCUGUACUACUAUCGCCGCGCUGCCAAGCUCUUGCCUGAUAUUGAGUUCCGUGCCCACCGUGUGUUGACGCGCCGCCGAGAACAACGACUUGAACAAGCCCGCGCCAUGCGUGAACAACAGCGCCAGCUGCACCCAGACCAGCAGCACCACGACCACGACGAGAUGGAUGAGCUGUGCGUUCGCUUCAGCGCCGCGGAAUUGCAGCCAACAACACCGCCAGCAGACAACGUCAUGCACAUCCGCGAGCUCCCGCUUGAGAUCAUCCACGCCAUUGCCUUGCACCUCCUCAAGCCCACAUAUGACCUGACCCCCAUCCUGCGCCUUGCCUCGACGUGCCGCUUUCUCUUCGUCGUCCUGCACGACGACUGCUUCUGGAAAGCCGUCGCCCACCGGCUCUGGUCCCCGCCCCCGCUCACACACGCACCAUGGCCGUCGUGGCGGGCUGCGAGCAUGCGGCGACCGCGGCCACUGCAUCACGGCGUGUAUGUGAGCCGCGUCGUCUACUUCCGCAGAGGCGAGCAGAGCCUGGACGACCUGUAUCGGCCGUGGCACACGGUGCAGUACUUCCGCUACCUGCGCCUCCUCCCCUGCGGCCACGCAAUCUCCGCCCUCUCAUGCGACGCGCCAGCAAAGGUUGUCGGCCAUCUGCGCCGCUCGGUUCACGCGCGGUCGGAUCUGCAGCUGCUGCACGGCACGUGGCGAUGUGACGGCGUCGACGGCGAUGGUGAUGAGCUGGUUGUCACACUCGAGCAAGCAGCAAGCAACCUGCGGCAGCAAAACGCACACGCGCGGCGGCAGCGGCGGCGCCGAGGACGCGACUCCGACGUGGCGCACGUGUCACCGCUGCUGACGACGUUCGUGCUUCGUCUCCGCAUCUCCGAGCGCUCGGGAAAGCCAUCAUCAAGACUGAGCUGGGAGGACUACACGAUAUCGCAGACAUACGCGAGCGGAACAGAGACAUCGACGCAGUUGAACCUGAACGAGCAGUACAAGCCAUACCGCUUCAUCCCACUCGACAUAUUCAACAAAGACAUGUCGUGACGCUGCUGCUGCUCAUGUUGUGUGUGUGUGUGUGUGUGUUCGUGUGUGUGUGUGUAUGUGUGUGUGUGUGUGUGUUUUCGUGUGUCUAUUUGUCUGUGUGUAUGUGUGUAUGUGUGUGUGUGAAGAAGUGUCGCUUGAAGAGGCGUGUGCCUCACCCAUGCAUGUGUGAGGUGGUGCGUUCCACGCCAUUGACCCACCCCCUCUGCCUUGUCGAUCUACUGGCCCCUGUGUCCGCGUCACCACACCCCCCUCCCUUCCUCGUUGUGUUCGCAUGUCUGGGCACACUCCUGCCGUGAAUGAGGCAAGGCUAUGGAGGUUGUUUAUGGCCUGUGCACACGUGCGUACGUGCUGUGAUUGCACGACGCACAACAGCUGCCACUAUAUCGACACGCACACAAGCACGGUGCCAUAGCAUGAAACACACACACACACACAUAUCUGGCUAGCAUACGCAUAUACACCGCACGACCACAA